AUGGUAAGUCGUGAUCGCACGAGAAUUCUAUCGAUGCAUGAGUCUGUUCAACGGAAACUGCUUCCACUGCCGAUCGUCCGGGCGCCAAGCUUAGACUUCUGCCGUUUGUGGAAGUGGUGUACUGUGUUGCGUGUUGCCUCUUGCGUGGUACGUGGUACCCGCCGCAACUGCCUGGAUCCGAGUCCCGCCCCUAGCGAUGGCAGAAGUGCAUUCAUCUUUACCGAGACUCUUCAGCUUAUGUUCGCAAGACUUCCAAACGGAAGCUCAGUCAUGCUUCGACCCAGUUGCGAGACGCCUGAAGGCCCCCUGACGCCCCAUACUUCGGCUCUGGAACGGGUCUGGCAAACAGAUCACAUGACUCGAGCUCUUUUCAUCUAUCUCUUCACAGCUCCAGCUCUACUUCAGUCUAUAUCUUUCUGCCUAUCUAUCCAUCCAUCGGUGUUUCUUUCCCUUUCUCUGGCUCGUUUCCGUCUGAGUGGGAUAUCAUAUUUUGCCUCAUCGGGUGGAUGCGAUGACGCGAAGCGCUGUCGUAGUGUCCACUGGACUGCACGUGGUACCACACUCGGUCGUGCUCAGUUGUCGGCUUUGAUGCAACGCGACCUGCUUGCUUGUGAUCCCAAAGCGGCCAGCCCCGUCGACGUCCGGCCUUGUCGAGCACUAAACGCUCCGAUGACUGGAUCCAGUGACGACUCGACCGCCUUCAUCUUUGUUCACAACACUCGGUGGCCAGUCCUGCCUUGGUCUGCCCACGUUGAGGCCAUCCGAGAUGGGGAAAGAUUUUCCGUCUACCUCGAGCCGAGUGCCUUCAUUAUUGCGGCCAAUUUGGGAGGUGGUAUGCCAACUGGCACAGCCAUUGGGCAUAAGGAGGGUCUCAAGUUUAGCUGCCAUAGAUCUACCGGAAGGUGUAGUUGCCCAUAG
This is a messenger RNA of Protopolystoma xenopodis, 918 nucleotides long. Lineage: Eukaryota; Metazoa; Platyhelminthes; Monogenea; Polystomatidea; Polystomatidae. The record is from the annotation of a GenBank genome assembly.